AUGGAGAACUACACCUACAACAGCUUCAUACUCCAACUGGAAGGUUUAAAGGUGACAAAUGAUACUAAAUACCCUGUCAUUUUCUUCUUUGUUUUUUCAUAUGUUUUUAUAAUGCUUACAAAUGUUGGGAUUUUAGUUCUUAUUUUCAUUGACAAGAACCUUCACCAGCCAAUGUAUCUGCUGUUUUGCAACCUGCCAGUCAGUGAUAUCAUUGGAAGUACUCAUAUUGUUCCCCGUUUACUGUCAGAUAUUCUGCGUCCUCCACCUGAACGCCUCAUCAGUUACUAUGAGUGUGUGGUGCAGGCUUUUACUUCGCAUACAUUUGCUACGACUUCACACACCGUGCUCAUGGUCGGUUUGACAGUAAGGCUUAAUCGCUGCAGGACGAUGAUCAUGAACCCUUAUUGUGAUAAUGCAUCGUUGUUUAAACUGUCCUGUGAGAGUGUUUUCAUCAAUAACGUGUACGGUCUUACUUUUACUGCUGUGCUUCUUACAUCCUCUAUAGGCACCAUAGUUCUGACCUAUACUAAGAUUGCAGUGGUGUGUUUGACCACUAAAAGCAAGUCUUUGAACAGUAAAGCUAUAAAAACCUGCAGCACUCAUUUGUUGGUUUAUCUGAUAAUGUUGCUCAGUGGAAUAAUUAUCAUCAUGUUGCAUCGUUUCCCUCAGUACUCAGACUACAGAAAACUGGCUGCUCUUCUGUUUAUUAUCGUUCCCAGUAGCCUCAACCCCAUUAUAUAUGGUUUGCAGUCCAACGAGAUAAAAAAAACUGUAUUUGAUGUGUUUAAAUUGUCACCACUGUUUAAAAAAUAA
This is a messenger RNA of Sphaeramia orbicularis (orbiculate cardinalfish), 813 nucleotides long. Its product is annotated as olfactory receptor 5AC2-like. The record is from RefSeq and is a predicted model, not a curated record. Bases 1 to 813 code for a protein of 270 amino acids. Gene Ontology annotation, cellular component: membrane. NCBI's taxonomy places the organism in Eukaryota, Metazoa, Chordata, Actinopteri, Kurtiformes, Apogonidae. Gene Ontology annotation, biological process: G protein-coupled receptor signaling pathway; detection of chemical stimulus involved in sensory perception of smell. Gene Ontology annotation, molecular function: olfactory receptor activity; odorant binding. The transcript is spliced from 2 exons.